Molecule: messenger RNA, 1219 nt
Organism: Spirodela intermedia
Lineage: Eukaryota; Viridiplantae; Streptophyta; Magnoliopsida; Alismatales; Araceae
Source: the annotation of a GenBank genome assembly
AUGAUGAAGUGGGUAGCGAUGGCAGUAGCGAUGGCCGUGAUGCAGGCACUGUGCUCCAGCGCUGACCUGCAGGUUGGGUUCUACGAUACAACGUGCCCGUCUGCGGAGGCCCUGGUUCAGCAGGCGGUCGCUUCCGCCUUCGCGGACAACCCGGGCAUCGCCGCUGGCAUCAUCCGCACACACUUCCACGACUGCUUCGUCAGGGUGAGCACCCACCCUCAUGAGAAAAUCCAUGUACGGUCCUGUGGACAUUAUGCACUCGUUACGCAAAAUCCCCAAGAGGAAAGGCAAAACAGGGGAAGGACGAGUGGGAGAAAUGGAAGUCUGUGUGCUUUAGAAGGAUUUCACAAGCUCUCUUUCCCUCUUUCUAGACUUCUCUCUCUCUCUCUCUCUCUCUCUCUCUCUCUCUCUAGACUUAGCCUUCAGAACGUGACCGGUGACCUAACAAUCGCAGGGAUGCGACGCCUCCGUGCUCCUCGACUCCACACCGGACAGCCAAUCGGAGAAGGAGGCGAUCCCCAAUUUGACCCUCCGCGGCCUCGAGGUGAUCGACGCCGCUAAGGAGGCCAUCGAGGCCGCGUGCCCCGGAGUGGUCUCCUGUGCCGAUAUCCUCACCUUCGCCUCCCGCGACAGCGCCGCCCUCGCCGGCAACAUCUCCUACCAGGUCCCCGCCGGCCGUCGCGACGGCUUCGUCUCCAACGUCUCGGAGGUGGAUCUUCCCCGGCCGUUCGACAACGCCACUGAACUCAUCCGACGCUUCGCUGAUAAGAACCUGACGGCCGACGAGAUGGUCACCCUCUCUGGUGCCCACUCCAUCGGCGUCUCCCACUGCGGGGCCUUCAGCAACCGGAUCUCCCCGAACGUCGACCCGACUCUGAGCCUGUCCUACACCGAGCUGUUGGAAGUGAAGUGCACGCCCACAGCCCCGAAUACUACCACGGUGAGGAUGGAUCUGAUCACCGCCGACGUUCUGGACAACAAAUACUACGUGGGGGUUCAGAAUAAUCUCGGGUUGUUCACCUCCGACCACGCCCUGACGACGGUGGACGCCCUCAAGGCGGCGGUGGACGAAAACGCCGGGAACCCCGCUGUGUGGGCAGAGAAGUUCGCGCGCGCUACGGUGAAGAUGGGGGAAAUCGAGGUGCUAACGGGCGAGCAGGGAGAGAUCAGACAGCAGUGCAGGGUCAUUAAUAGUGCCCCAUCCUUGGCUGCCGAAUGA